CUGGUCAACCUCCCCUAACUCCGUGUUGAAUCUGGACGAUUUCUUUCAUUCAUUUCCCCGUGCACUUGUUCCGUUUUUAAUUAUUUUUCCUUAAAGGGAAAAAAAAAAAAAAAACACUGAAAAAACACCGUUCAUCACCCAACUUGCCAUUAUUUUAUAUCAUCGUACCGACCUUCCCUUCCAGGCAACCUCCUUUAUUCCAUUUCCCCCCAUCUCGUAUAUAAAAUGCAAACUCUCAGUCCUAAUUCCCAACUCAAAUCAAAAUUUUCUUCAGUUUCUCUCUUCUGGGUUUUACUACUUACAGUUAAUUUUACUCAAAAAUUCAAAAAUUUCAAUUUGAACAAUUCGGACAAUAUCACAAUGGUACAGCUUGACGAGGAUGCCACCGGCGACUUGGGUUUAGUCCGACCUUCGAAACCCAUAAGAAUCAGAGAAGUUUGGGCGGAUAAUCUUGAAUCGGAAUUCGAAUUGAUUCGUGAUGUUGUGGAUAGUUACCCUUUUGUUUCCAUGGAUACUGAGUUUCCCGGUGUGAUUUACAAGCCGCCGCAACCGCCGACUAAUUACCGGAGGAGGAAGCAGCAGCCGUCGGAUCUCUACAAGUAUCUGAAAGCAAACGUCGACGUUUUGCAGAUGAUCCAACUCGGGUUGACCCUCUCCGAUGCCUCCGGGAACUUACCCGAUCUGGGCUCCGACGAGUUCCAGUACAUCUGGCAGUUCAACUUCUCCGACUUCGACUACGCGCGUGACCUACACGCUCCGGACUCCAUCGAUCUCCUCACUCGCCACGGCAUCGACUUCGAGAGGAACCGGGAUUCAGGGAUCGACUCGGCCAAGUUCGCCGAGCUGGUGAUGGGUUCCGGUCUGGUCUGCAACGAGGCGGUGAGCUGGGUGACGUUUCACAGCGCGUACGAUUUCGGGUACCUGGUGAAAGUGCUCACGCGCUGCGCCUUGCCGGAGGAUCUCACCGGUUUCCUGGAGCUUUUGAGGGCUUUCUUCGGUGACAACGUUUACGACGUCAAACAUUUGAUGAGGUUCUGCGAUAGCUUGUACGGCGGUUUAGACCGGGUGGCUCAGGCGUUAGACGUGAACCGGGUAGUCGGAAAGUGCCACCAGGCCGGUUCCGAUAGCUUGCUCACGUGGCACGCGUUUCAGAAGAUUAGGGAUGUAUAUUUUGUAAAGAACGGAGGGCCGGAAAAACACGCCGGCGUCCUGUAUGGGUUGGAGGUGUAUUAACCAAUUUAAUUUAUUCAUUUAAAAAGAAUAAUUAGUUAACAAGAAUUCUUUUAUUCGAUUCUCUUUUUGAAAAUACUGGGUUUUGACUUUGGACAUUAUUUUAGCUAAAUAAUUUGUCGACAACAAAAGACGUGUUUAGUUUGAAGAAUGAGAAAUGAAGAACAAAUUGAACUUUGCUCGAUGAUUGAAGAAUAAAAUAAAAUGUUUAGGGGACAAAAUGUGGAUGAAAUCUGCUACACCCUUUCGUUCGUGCACUAUAAUGGUCACACUUCAUACACUAUUUUAAUUCUUUCUGUCCGAAAAGAUUAUUUAAUUUGGUUUCACUUUUAAUAUAUAAUUAUCUAAAAAUAAAAUUUUAAAUUAGGUAAUCAUUUUGGGAUGAAAAAAAUAUUAAAAUAAAU
Messenger RNA from Oldenlandia corymbosa var. corymbosa, 1634 nucleotides. The record is from the annotation of a GenBank genome assembly. NCBI's taxonomy places the organism in Eukaryota, Viridiplantae, Streptophyta, Magnoliopsida, Gentianales, Rubiaceae.